Molecule: messenger RNA, 3133 nt
Organism: Solanum lycopersicum (tomato)
Lineage: Eukaryota; Viridiplantae; Streptophyta; Magnoliopsida; Solanales; Solanaceae
Source: RefSeq, a predicted model, not a curated record
AUGGGUACAGAAAAGACAACCACUACUUUGGAGGCUAUCAACAAUGAGACUGUUGAUCUGGAAAACAUUCCUAUUAAGGAGGUUUUCGAGAAUCUGAAAUGUACAGAAGAGGGACUCAGCUCCGCGGAGGUUGAGAAACGUUUAAAUGUGUUUGGUCAUAACAAACUCGAAGAGAAAAAGGAGAGUAAAAUACUGAAGUUUUUGGGAUUCAUGUGGAAUCCUCUUUCAUGGGUAAUGGAAGCAGCAGCAAUCAUGGCUCUUUUUCUUCCACAUGGAAAGCACAAGGGAGUUGAUUAUCAAGACUUUGUUGGCAUUGUUGCACUACUUAUCAUAAACUCAACUAUUAGUUUUAUAGAAGAGAAUAACGCUGGAAAUGCGGCUGCUGCUCUUAUGGCUCGGUUAGCUCCAAAAGCGAAGGUUUUACGGGAUGGGAAAUGGAAUGAAGAGGAUGCAGCUGUGUUAGUUCCUGGAGACAUCAUUAGCAUAAAACUCGGGGAUAUAAUUCCAGCUGAUGCACGUCUACUUAACGGUGAUCCAUUGAAAAUUGAUCAGUCUGCUCUUACAGGAGAGUCACUUCCGGUUACCAAAAAUCCCGGUGAUGGUGUAUACUCUGGGUCAACAUGUAAACAAGGUGAAAUAGAAGCUGUUGUUAUUGCUACCGGAGUUCACACUUUCUUUGGAAAAGCUGCUCAUCUAGUGGAAAAUACGACACAUGUUGGACAUUUUCAACAGGUAUUAACUUCUAUUGGUAACUUUUGCAUCUGCUCUAUUGCAACUGGUAUGAUCAUUGAGCUCAUUGUAAUAUUUGGGGGACAACAUCGACAUCCUCGUGAAGCUGUUGAUAGCCUUCUUGUUCUGCUCAUUGGUGGAAUUCCAAUUGCCAUGCCAACAGUUCUAUCCGUAACUAUGGCAAUUGGUUCUCAUCGACUAUCUCAGCAGGGAGCUAUAACAAAGAGAAUGACAGCUAUAGAGGAGAUGGCGGGGAUGGAUGUCUUGUGCAGUGACAAAACUGGCACUCUAACUUUAAACAAAUUAUCAGUCGACAAAAAUCUGAUUGAGGUUUUUGCAAAAGAUGUUGAAAAGGAUAUGGUAGUUUUGAUGGCUGCAAGAGCUUCCAGGAUGGAGAACCAAGAUGCAAUUGAUACCGCGAUAGUGUCCAUGCUUGCUGAUCCUAAGGAGGCCCGAGCUGGUAUCACAGAGGUUCAUUUCCUUCCGUUUAAUCCAACUGAUAAGCGGACAGCUCUUACCUACCUAGACAGCGCCGGUAAAAUGCACAGAGUGAGCAAAGGUGCUCCAGAGCAGAUUUUGAACCUGGCUUGGAACAAAUCAGACAUUAAAAAUAGAGUCCAUUCAGUGAUAGAUAAGUUUGCUGAGCGUGGGCUUCGAUCUCUUGCAGUUGCUCGCCAGGAAGUACCAGAAGGUACAAAGGAUAGUCCUGGUGGCCUUUGGGAAUUUGUUGGUCUUCUUCCUCUAUUCGAUCCACCACGUCAUGACAGUGCUGAAACAAUUAGAAGAGCUCUCGAACUUGGAGUUAGUGUUAAGAUGAUUACAGGUGACCAGUUAGCUAUAGGUAAAGAAACUGGGAGACGUCUUGGGAUGGGAACGAACAUGUAUCCUUCAUCCUUUUUGCUUGGAGAACAAAAGGAUUCGUCAGCUGCAGUCCUUCCAAUUGAAGAACUCAUUGAAAGUGCUGAUGGAUUUGCCGGUGUCUUUCCUGAGCACAAGUACGAAAUCGUGAGAAUCUUACAAAGCAGGAAACACAUUUGUGGAAUGACUGGUGAUGGAGUAAAUGACGCACCUGCAUUGAAGAAAGCCGAUAUAGGAAUUGCUGUAGCAGAUGCAACAGAUGCAGCUCGGGGUGCUUCAGAUAUUGUUCUGACUGAACCAGGACUAAGUGUUAUUAUCCACGCUGUAUUGACAAGCCGUGCCAUUUUCCAGAGGAUGAAAAAUUACACAAUAUAUGCAGUGUCCAUCACAAUCCGUAUUGUGUUAGGAUUCAUGUUGCUGACUGCAUUUUGGAAAUUCAAUUUCCCCCCCUUUAUGGUCCUUGUCAUUGCCAUUCUUAAUGACGGCACAAUCAUGACUAUAUCCAAAGACAGAGUCAAGCCAUCACCACUUCCUGACAGUUGGAAGCUCAGUGAAAUAUUUGCAACAGGAAUUGUGCUAGGCAGUUACCUCGCCUUGAUGACCGCCUUAUUCUUCUAUUUAACUUUUGAGACCAGCUUCUUCGCGGAUAAGGUCGUCACUGAUUCUCUAAAUGCAAAACUAGCUUCAGCUGUAUAUCUCCAAGUUAGCACCAUCAGUCAAGCAUUGAUCUUUGUUACACGGUCCCGAGGAUGGUCGUUCAUGGAAAGACCUGGCCUACUCCUUGUUGCUGCCUUUAUUGUUGCUCAGUUGGUUGCAACUUUUAUGUCUGCUAUGGUUACAUCAGUUAAAUUUGCUGGUAUUGAGAAGAUCGGAUGGAGAUGGACCGGUGUGAUUUGGUUGUUUAAUAUUAUUACAUAUUUUCUCCUGGAUCCCAUUAAAUUUGCUGUUCGAUAUGCUCUCAGUGGUAGAGCGUGGGGCUUACUAUUGAACCAAAAGACGGCUUUCACCAACAGAAAGGACUUUGGUAAGGAAGCUCGCGAAGCAGCAUGGGCUGCUGAACAGAGGACAAUUCAUGGCCUUCAAUCAGUAGAAACCAAAACAUUUCCAGAGAAUUACACAUUCAGGGAGAUCAGUGUAAUGGCUGAGGAAGCAAAAAGGCGCGCAGAUAUUGCAAGGUUGAGGGAACUUCACACACUUAAAGGGAAAGUAGAGUCAUUUGCAAAGCUUAGAGGAUUAGAUGUUGAUCAUGUCAAUCCACAUUACACCGUGUAAUGAGAGGACUCAUUUGUGGAGUUUUUCGCCUUAUUUUCGUUUGCAGUUUUAGUUUUUAUCAUUUGCUCAAUUUGUCAAAUAAACAAAGCUUUUUUCAAACUACAUUGUUGUAUGCUGCAGCAAAGUGCAAGUUUGAGUUAGUCCCUUUAUUAAUUCUUUUGAGAGUCUAUAGAAGUUGUGACAAGAAGAAUGAAGCACUAAAAUUAAAGAGAUUCAGUUUCUAUGCUAUAGAUGUAAUUGAAGAUUGAUGGAAUAGAAUAUUGAAUUUAAAUAC